Molecule: messenger RNA, 1230 nt
Organism: Drosophila willistoni
Lineage: Eukaryota; Metazoa; Arthropoda; Insecta; Diptera; Drosophilidae
Product: odorant receptor 59b
Exons: 3
Coding region: 1-1197 (398 amino acids)
Biological process (GO): sensory perception of smell; detection of chemical stimulus involved in sensory perception of smell
Cellular component (GO): plasma membrane
Molecular function (GO): odorant binding; olfactory receptor activity
Source: RefSeq, a predicted model, not a curated record
AUGGUUGUAUUCGAGUUAAUCAAUCCCGCGCCGCUCACUGAGCGUGUGCAAUCCCGUCAGGCAAACAUUUAUCUCUAUCGGGCCAUGAAGCUAAUUGGCUGGAUACCACCAAAGGAGGGAUUAACACGAUAUGUGUAUCUAUUCUGGACAUGUGUACCGUUUGCCUUCGGAGUCUUUUAUCUACCCGUUGGCUUCAUCAUAAGUUAUGCCAAGGAGUUCAAGAACUUUACCCCAGGCGAGUUUCUGACUUCCCUGCAAGUGGCCAUCAAUGUCUACGGAGCAUCGGUGAAGUCCACAAUUACCUAUAUAUUCCUUUGGCGUCUGCGAAAGACGGAACAGUUGCUGGACACACUGGAUCAACGGCUUCAGAACGAGAGCGAUCGUCGCAAGAUUCAUGAAAUGGUGGCGCGAUGCAAUUACGCCUUUCUUGUGUACAGCUUCAUCUAUUGCGGCUAUGCCGGCUCGACAUUCUUGUCCUAUGCCCUGAGUGGUCGGCCACCGUGGUCUGUCUACAAUCCAAUCGUGGAUUGGCGCGAUGGACUGGGCAGUCUGUGGAUACAGGCGAUUUUCGAGUAUAUCACCAUGUCAUUUGCUGUGCUUCAAGAUCAACUAGCCGAUACGUAUCCAUUGAUGUUUACCAUCAUUUUUCGAGCCCAUGUAGACGUGCUCAAGGACCAUGUAAGGAAUUUACGGACUGACCCCACAAAAACUGAAGCUGAGAAUUAUCAGGAGUUGGUGAAUUGUGUCAUGGAUCACAAGUUGAUUCUAAGGUGCUGCGACAUGAUUCGACCUAUGAUAUCCCGCACAAUAUUCGUGCAAUUCAUGUUGAUCGGUUCCGUAUUGGGAUUGACUUUGAUAAACGUAUUUUUCUUCUCCAAUUUCUGGAAGGGCGUAGCCUCGUUCUUGUUUGUCAUAACCAUUCUGCUGCAGACAUUCCCAUUCUGCUAUACGUGCAAUCUGCUUAUCGAUGACGGCGAGGAUUUGGCCAACACUAUAUUCCAAUCGAACUGGGUUGAUGCCGAGCCCCGCUACAAGGCCACACUGGUUCACUUCAUUCAUCAUGUCCAGCAACCCAUCAUAUUCAUAGCCGGCGGCAUAUUUCCCAUCUCAAUGAACAGCAACAUCAGUGUGGCCAAGUUUGCUUUCAGCAUUAUAACCAUAGUGCGUCAAAUGAAUCUGGCCGAACAGUUUCAAUAGGCUUUACCCUUAAUUCUAUUUUCCAAGCAAAAU